AUGGGUGAACCAACGGUCAACGGAGAUAAGGUCCAUUCUCAGUUCCUUGAUCACCUGUCCUCUUAUCCCUUCGUCUCAGACUCCAUUGCGAUCUUCAAGGGUAAUAAGUACGGUGCAAAGUCGCUGGAGUAUGCAGACCAGGGCCUGAAUCUAGCCAAACCCGUCUUCCCCUACCUAUCCAAGCCCUACGCCUAUAUCGCCCCCUACGUCGCCAAAGCGGACACCCUGGGUGACCAAGGACUGUCCAAGAUCGACACCAGGUUCCCCUUCGUCAAGGAAAACACCGAGAAGGUUAAGGGAGUCGUCUAUGACAAUGCAUAUCUCCCGGUGAAGAUCGUCAGCGAUGUUAGGCAACACAUCUGGGAUGUUUAUAGCGAGGCGUACAAGAACUCCGGCGGCGGCGGUGUCGUGGCGUCCAGCAAGGCUCUCAUUACGGCCGGCUUUGUCCUGUCCCAGGAGUCGUUGGCCUGGCUUGGUUCCUUCCUGCAGACGAGGAAAGAACAGGCCAGAAAUGCCGUCAAUGAGAAGACGAGCAGCUAG
Molecule: messenger RNA, 540 nt
Organism: Monascus purpureus
Lineage: Eukaryota; Fungi; Ascomycota; Eurotiomycetes; Eurotiales; Aspergillaceae
Source: the annotation of a GenBank genome assembly